UUUAGAGUUUUUAUUGAAUUUUGGACUGCCGUAUUUCACUCUCAUAUGGAGGGAAAAGACGAGGAUACGGGCUCGUUUGAGAUCAUUCCUGAGGAGGGACCUUCAGCGCCCCCUGCAGGCUGGCUGGACUCUGUAACGGGUUAUGAGGACAGUAAGGGAGGAGAUUGCACGGAUCAGAUCUGUCCUCCUCCUCCUCCUGACUUUGUGCCCCACCCUGAGAAUGACAGGAACGCCUCUGUCCCUGAUGUGAUGGUGCCUCAGGUGUCUGAAGAUGUGGCCCGAGAGGCUUUGCUCAAAUUUGUGGGAAAAAAGUGGACGUACAGCAGUAAACCAGCACAGAACCUGGUCUUCAAGGAUUUAAGACCUUAUACAGUGUAUCGUUAUCGCUUGGAAACAUUUACCGAGUCCAGAUUCAGUGCUUGGGAGUGUGAGACAUUUACAGGUCAGUUUGUGGACAGGCCGCAGAACGGCAGGAUCCCUCCUCCGUGGGAGGUGCAAGUGCAGUACCCACCCAAAUUCAUGGACACAGUCCAGAAAGUGCGUGUGCCUCACACCUCCUUUUUAAAGCCAUGUCAUUCAUGCAAUGGGAGAGGACGUGUACGCUGUUCGCACUGCUUCGGCAGGGGAUGGGCGAGUUGUAUGUCAUGUCAUGGUGCUGUACAUGGCCGGAACAGGAGAUGUGUUGGUUGUCAUGGAAGAGGACGGAGAGUGUGUUCGUGGUGCCAUGGCAGCGGCCAUAAAACGUGUGGCAAAUGUAACGGCCAUAGAAAACUGGUGCAUUUCAUCCAGCUUACAGUCACAUGGAAGAACCAGGUGUAUGAAUUUAUACCUGACCACCUGCCCGAGUUCCCCAUAAAGAAGUUUAGUAAGGUUUCUGGGGAAGCAUUCUUCAUCGACGAAAAUCUAUUGGUGUAUCCUAUAGUGGGCUUCCCUGAGCAGGAGAUUUGUACCGCCUCGAAAGAAGCCAUCAAUGAGCACCUAAACAAAUACUCCUCUGUCAGUCGAAUUCUGCAGCAGCGCCAGUCAGUGGAACUGGUUCCUCUCACUCAGGCCUUCUACUCUUACAACGGAAAAGACUACGACUAUUUUGUUUAUGGAACUGAAAAAAAGGUUCACACCACUAAAUAUCCGACCUCAUGUGUAAUCCUGUAACAUCCAAUACCCUCAUCAGUACUGUUUCAUUAUUUACGUUCUUAUAGCAAAUACAGGCUGUUGAGCAGCGGUUAGCAUUUAAAACAGUGUACUACAGAGAUUGUUACAGGACUGAAAUCAUAAUUAAGCCAAAAAUCCAUUGUAUUUUUUUCAUUCAAUUUAUGUUUAUGAUGUUUAUGUCUGUUUUUAUUGACAGUCGUGUGUUGUAGAGUUGCAGAAACAAUUUCAGAGAGUCUGAGACAGAUAUGUAAACAUUUGCCUAGUAUCAAAAGCUUAAUGUAUUUUAACAUCUGAGAAAUUCAUAUUUUACAUGAUGAAAGUGCUUGCAGGGGAAAGUUAUGUAUGUUUAGAUCUUUUAAAUGUAUAAAGUUUACUUAUUUUUAAACCACUAUUUUGUAUUUUAAUAAUGAAAAAUAAUGUUUGAUAUUCUGUCAGUAUUU
Trichomycterus rosablanca is the source of this 1592-nucleotide messenger RNA. RefSeq names its product ssu-2 homolog, tandem duplicate 1 (gene ssuh2.1). Lineage: Eukaryota; Metazoa; Chordata; Actinopteri; Siluriformes; Trichomycteridae. The transcript is spliced from 12 exons. Bases 46 to 1152 code for a protein of 368 amino acids. The record is from RefSeq and is a predicted model, not a curated record.